CCGGGAACUGAAGCUGCUGGAUUCCACACCCCAGACCGCUCGGAAAAGCGUCUGUCAAGAUUACUUCAACCGGGAAGGAAGGUCCAUGGAAGGCAUAACUGGUAGAGGGAACUUGCUGUUGAGAACUGCAGCUGAUAAAGGAAAUACUGUGUCACAUUCUGAUUUGAUUCAUGAGAAGCCGAAGAAAUUGCAAUAUUCCUCUGAGAAUGUUUUCUCUAUUGGCUAUGAUAAGAGUCUCUUCAGUUCGUUACUAUUACCCCCUCAAAUGAGGACUUGCCAUUAUUGCAGUCUGUUUGGAUCCCUCAGAUGUUCACAAUGCAAGCAAAUAUACUAUUGCUCUGCAGAUUGUCAGAAAAAAGAUUGGCCAGCACAUAGUGUUGUAUGCAAGCCAAUUAAAGAGAAUGUAAGUAGUAACAAUGGAGGCAAGUUACCUGCUGAAACUGAGAAGGGAGUUUAUCUUAAGGGUAAUUCAAUUUCUGUGGAUUCUCUCAAGACAGAAGAGCGCAUGAAGAAGAUAAUGCUUUCAGAUCUCCAGACUCUAGGGAUCAAAAAAGCUAUGGAAGUACAGGGUGUAGUAACAAAGUUCAAGAGUCCAAGUGAAUUUUAUAUACAGAUGAGUUCUCCAGAAGUUUUAGACCAGAUCAGUAAACUUUCUGUGAAACUGGAAGACUGUUACGCUAACACAGUUAUUCAAGAGCAACAUACUGCUAUCAAAGGGGAAGUCUGUGUUGCAAGGUGUUCUUUGGAUCAGACCUGGAAUAGAGCACUGGUAAAAGAUGUGGAUAUAUUGCAAAAGAAAGCACAAGUAUUCUAUAUAGAUUAUGGAAAUGAAGAAAAUAUUCCACUCUCCUGGAUUAAAGCUCUGCACAAAGACAUUGAACUGUUGCUUCCUCCAUGUGCCAUUAAGUGUUCCUUUGCUAAUUAUGAUCCAAAAGCAAAAGGAUGGAAUGAAGACAUCACCAGCUUUUCUUCCCAACUCGUGGGAAAGCACUGUUCAGUAACUGUUGUUGAUGUAUUUGAGGAAGAAAUGAUGUUGAGUUUUGCUGUAGAUGUUGUUCUUCCAGAUUGUGGGGACUGCCUAGAUAAAGUGCCUUUAGAAAUUAGGUCUGAUUUAACUCCAGGAAGUAAUGUCAAAGGGGCAGACACUCCAAGAGUUGCAGAGUGUGUCUCUGUACAUAUCGGCGAUGCGUUUUCUGGUGUGGUUUCCUGCGUUCAAAAUCCAGAAGAAUUUUUCUGUCAGCAGAUACACAAUGCCCGUCAACUUGCUGAACUUCAAGUGUCUCUUAAUGAACAUUGUGACAGAUUUCCCAGUAGUCCAGCUUUCCAUCCUGCUGCUGGAAAUGUGUGCUGUGCCCAGUUCACAGAAGACAAUCUUUGGUAUCGUGCUGCUGUUAUAGCAUAUGUUUCUGAAGAUACUGUUUUGGUGGGCUACAUAGAUUAUGGUAAUUGUGAAGUCCUUCCACUGACUAGACUUCGUCCUAUGAUUCCAAGAUUAAUGAACUUGCCAGCUCAAGCCAUAAGAUGUACCUUGGCAGGUGUAAAGCCACCAUUAGGAGCCUGGACCUCAAAAGCUAUUUGUUUUAUGAACCAACUGGUGAAAGACAAAGUGUUCACAGUAAAAGUAGUGGAUAAAGAGAGUUACAAAUCUGUGGUGGAGCUUGUAGAUGCAUCAGUUACUCCAGUAAUGAAUAUAUCGAGCCAUUUCAUAGAGAAAGGCUGUGCAGUUCAGGAAUUGAGGAUGGCCCUACCAGCAAUCGGAAUGAGUAACGUUAAGCAAGCAAAUGAGGACACGACAAACAAAAGAAUUUGCAAGUGGAGUAAAUUAAAUCUUAAACAAACAGUAGAUGUCGUAGUGUGUACGCUGUACAAUCCUGGAGAAUUCUACUGUCAGAUUUCAAAUAACAGUGAGUUACUAGCUCUAAACUUACUUAACAAAUCAUUGUCUGAAUACUGUCAGAAAACUCCACCAAAUGUUUUUAAGCCUGAGAAUGGAGAACCUUGCUGUGCUUUUUUCUCUGGUGAUGGUAACUGGUACCGUGCCUUGGUGCAAAACAUUACUUCAGAUGGAACUGUUAAAGUGUACUUUGUGGACUAUGGAAAUGUUGAGGAAGUACCACUGGAUAAAAUACGGCAGAUCUCAUCCUCAUUCCUAAAACUUCCAUUUCAAGGAAUUAAAUGCUGGCUCUCAGGUAUAAAGCCUGGUAAGAGCAAAUGGAUUCCAGAAGCUACAGCAAGAUUUCGUAUGUACACUGCAGGAAUAAAGCUUCAAGCCAGAGUAACUUCCCUUUCCAGUGAUGGGGCCGGUGUAGAGCUUAUUGACAAUUCCACCGGUCAUCCAAAAGUGAUCAAUGAGAUACUGGCUUCUGAAAAAUUGGCUGUAAAGCAAGUUCUACAAGAUAAAAAUAACUUUCCAAACAAGUCUGUUGACAAAAAAGAAACCUCACUUGGGCACUGGAAGUUGAUUGAAUUGGCUAUAGAUGAAACCGUAUCUGUCUGUGUAACGGAAGUUGUAAGCCCAGACUUGUUCUAUGCUGUACCAGUUCAAACUAAAGAUCGAGAGCAGCUACAUAGGCAGUUGAUUGAACUAGAAGGCUAUUGUAAAUCUUGUAAGAACCAGCCCUUCAAACCAAAACUGGGUGAAGCCUGUUGUGCAAGGUUUUCAGGUGAUGGCCGUUGGUACAGAGCUCUUGUUCUAAAAGCUUCUCAGUCUGUAGUGGAAGUACUAUAUGCAGACUAUGGGAACACAGAAACUUUACCAGUUUCAGAGGUGCUGCCAAUCACCGAUUCCUACUUAAAGCUGCCUUUUCAGACAAUUAUAUGUUCACUUGCAGGAAUAGAGAAAGCUGAGUGGUCUCCAUUGUUCCUUGACAAGUUGAAAGAAAUGUUAUUGAAUAAAUAUGUCACAAUUACAGUGAGAGGGAUUAAUGGAAAUGUUACUUUAGUAACAGUGGAGAAACUUUGUGAAAAUAGUAGUCUGAAUGUAGCUGACAAAGUGGUAAUGGAAGGUUUGGUCAAAUCCUGCAAUGCUCAAAAAUUACAUGCUGAACAUCAAGGCAAUGGAGGUGAGACCAAAUGCUGCUGCACAGAAUUAAAAACGCAACUUAAAAAGCAUGAACAGAUCCUACUCUUCCUUUUAAACAAGUAUGGCAAUGCAGAUGGAUUCACUGAAAUGAAAAAACUGUUGGACCACUAAGUCUCUGACAUGUGCAGUUUCAUUUGUAUGUA
Molecule: messenger RNA, 3225 nt
Organism: Haliaeetus leucocephalus (bald eagle)
Lineage: Eukaryota; Metazoa; Chordata; Aves; Accipitriformes; Accipitridae
Gene: TDRD1
Product: tudor domain containing 1
Exons: 24
Coding region: 86-3193 (1035 amino acids)
Source: RefSeq, a predicted model, not a curated record